AUGGCCAUUCUCAAGAACCUCGUUCUUCUCGGCAUCGCCGCAUCCCCGUCCAUGGCCCUGCCUGUGCCAUACGCGGGUGGCCCAGAUGCAGCCUCCAACGUCAUGGCAAGCCGGGACGUGGACAUGGAUCGAAUUGCAGAGUUGGCCAUUGCCGCCGGCGUCCCAGUCCCUGUGGCGCCUUUCCCACGGAAACGAGACACUCAGAGCGAGAACCGACCUCUGACUGAGGCCGAGCUCCAGUGGUUGGUCAAUGGGCCCCCAGUCUAUACACCCGAGAGUGAGAAGCGAGAGGCUGUGCCUCCGCCAGACUUGGAUGAGGAUGUGUUUACCAUUCUUCCUUAUCCUCUCCCGAAGCCAGUCACGCAAGAUAGCAAGCGACAGGCCGCGGAUCCCCAGGAGGACAACGUUUUCACCAUCCUGCCGUAUCCGCUGCCCGAGGACGUUGCUGAGAAUAUGAAGCGCCAAGAGGAGGAUAUCUUUACCAUUCUCCCAUACCCGCUGCCCGAUGGCAUUGCCUACAAGCGCAAGCGCCAAGAGCUAGGAGGGGAUGUUUUUACGAUUUUGCCAUACCCGCUGCCCGAUGGCGUUGCUGAAAACAGCAAGCGCCAGGAAGAGAAUGUCUUCACAAUCCUUCCGUACCCCCUUCCUGAGAGUGUGGACGCCAACAAAGAGGAGUAG
Molecule: messenger RNA, 678 nt
Organism: Emericellopsis atlantica
Lineage: Eukaryota; Fungi; Ascomycota; Sordariomycetes; Hypocreales; Bionectriaceae
Exons: 1
Coding region: 1-678 (225 amino acids)
Source: RefSeq, a predicted model, not a curated record